Molecule: messenger RNA, 479 nt
Organism: Conger conger (European conger)
Lineage: Eukaryota; Metazoa; Chordata; Actinopteri; Anguilliformes; Congridae
Product: histone H2B-like
Exons: 1
Coding region: 89-463 (124 amino acids)
Cellular component (GO): nucleosome
Molecular function (GO): protein heterodimerization activity; DNA binding; structural constituent of chromatin
Source: RefSeq, a predicted model, not a curated record
UAAAAAGCGCAUGCAAAUUUGCAUAGAUCGUUGGGCAAACACUUGAAAUACGGGACAGGAUCGCAGGAUCGUCACGUUACCGUGCGAAAUGCCUGAGCAAGUAAAAUCCGCGGCCAAGAAGGGCUCAAAGAAAGCCGUCUCCAAGACUACUGCGAAGGGAGGAAAGAAACGUAGAAAGACCAGGAAGGAGAGCUAUGCGAUCUACGUGUACAAGGUCUUGAAGCAAGUGCAUCCUGAUACUGGUAUCUCUUCCAAAGCUAUGGGUAUCAUGAACUCCUUUGUGAACGACAUUUUUGAGCGUAUCGCUGGUGAGUCUUCCCGUUUGGCUCACUACAAUAAGCGUUCUACCAUCAGCUCAAGGGAGAUCCAGACUGCAGUGCGCCUUCUGCUGCCAGGAGAGCUGGCCAAACACGCAGUGUCUGAGGGUACAAAGGCCGUCACAAAGUACACCAGCUCCAAGUAACCUGUGAUGAAGCAUA